Cryptomeria japonica (Japanese cedar) is the source of this 703-nucleotide messenger RNA. RefSeq lists its product as uncharacterized. NCBI's taxonomy places the organism in Eukaryota, Viridiplantae, Streptophyta, Pinopsida, Cupressales, Cupressaceae. The record is from RefSeq and is a predicted model, not a curated record. The coding region runs from base 77 to 628 and encodes 183 amino acids. The transcript is spliced from 2 exons.
UAUGAUUGCCCUGUUAUUUGAGCCCUAUGAUUAGUGUGUGAAGGAAGAUAAGAGGGGGCGCGUAGGAGAAGAUAAAAUGGAGAGCCUGAGGCUCAGAAUUUCGUUAGGCUAUCCCGUGCGGAAGUAUUUGUUGAAGAAGCAGAGGCAGAAAACAGCAAAAGCAAACCCUCGGAAAAAAUGGAACGCUGUAAGCCUUGCCCAAAUGCCCACAAUAGCAUCCUCACAAUCUUGUUAUUCUUGUGUGCUGGCGAUUGCGGAUGUGGUGGGGAAAGGAGAAGAGGCAAAUGUAAAUGUUGGUGUAUUGGAGAAAUGGCAAAGGACUAUUGACAUCGUCAAGGAAAUAUUGAAGCCCGCUCCAAAUUCACCUGCCGCAGGAGGGGACUUGACGGGCUUCUUUUCUGCCAGUGCAAUACUUUUGCUGAUUUUUUGGUUGGGAAAUUAUGUGGUGCCUGAUAUCAUAUUCAAAGAUACUAUUUUCAAAAAGAUAGAUUCUACUGAUGAUGGCACAGAAAGUAGUGUUGUUGCACCAAAAGAAAAACUUGCUACAAACAAAGAUUUGAAAAGAGAACGCAAGGCUGUUGGAUUUGGUUCCAAGAUCAAAUCUAAGAAAAAUCAAACUAAAUGCUAGGCUCUCUUUAAAUACUUCAUUCUAGUCAAACUUGUGCAACAAUACCUCAAUAAUAAAUCAUAAAUAUUCUUAUUA